UUUAUCCACAAUGAUAACUCCAGCUUUUGAUCUUAACCAAGACGACACCUUUCUCUACAUCAACGUCAAAUUGCCCUCUCUAAAAUUUAACUCACGCGACUUGGAAAUCUCAAUAACCGACAACAUCUUCAUUUUCUACUUGGAUCCGUAUUAUCUCAGACUAACCUUCAGUCCAAAUGAACUAUUAAUCAACAACUCAGAUUUAGACCUCAAUGACUCCCAACCAGACUCCUUGCAAAAUCACUUUUACUACGACUCUUCUGACCAAAAGUUGAAAUUCAAAAUUAAAAAAAAACUUAAAAAUCAACAUUUCAACAACCUACAUCUUCCAAAUUUAUUACUAUCACAAUCCAAUCACCACCACAAAAUUGCAAACGACGAAAAAAAUCAUCCUUUGAUUCAAGAAAUUACUCCCCAUGAUUUAAAAUCAACAAACGAUAUCAAAAACUACAUUAACGAUUUUGAAAAAAAAACUGGUAAAGAAUUCAAUUGGCAACUACCCCAAUUUCUUAAUACCGACUCAAACAACCUUAAUACUUUGAAAUCCUCAUUGAAUAAAAAAUAUUACUACGGUUUUAACAACUCCUAUAAUCACUACAUUCUCAACUCUUUAUCAAAUGGUAACGAUAUUAAUGAACUAUCAAACCCUGAACAAUUAACUGAAAACGAAAGAAUCACUGAAAGAAAAAUAAAAGAAAACUACUCUUUCAAUUCAGAAUAUUACAUCAAUUACUAUUUACUAGAGAAAAAAAAAUUAAUCAACGAUAUAACUGAUGUGCACGAUUACAAUAAUUUUGCUAGCAUAUUACACUGGACUAAUCCCUUUGUGAAUAUUGACACGAAUAACAUUGAAAAUAUUCAACUAUCUAAAGAAGAACACGAAAAAUUGGUAAAUUUACCCAAAAAACACAAUAAGUUAAUACCAAAUAACCAGAAUUUAUCUCUGAUUUUUUAUUUGAUUUUUUCCCUUUUAUAUGGAUACAAUUAUAAUUUAAGAGAAAAUCUUGGUGAUGAUUCUUCAAAUAUUGAAACACCAUGGUUAAUUGGGAAAUUAAUACCCCAAUUUUCUUGUUUAGAUCAAAAGAUAUAUUUACCGGACGAUGAACUAACUCAUCAAACGAGUGAAACAGAAAAAGUACUAAUAAAAGAAAUUAAAGAGACUAAUAUUGAUCAUAAUAGUGAAAAAAAAAUUGAAUUCAAACUGAUAAUAGUAGAACAGUUGAUUAUAACCUUAAUUAAGAGAUCGUUAAUUUAUCCUUUAAAUCGGAAUUUUAAUCUAAGUUAUAAAGUAUUGGAAGAUGUUAUUAAAUUACUUGAGUAUAAAAGUUUGAGUAUAAUAAUUAAACAAUUGAUUAAAAUCAGGGAAUUUUUCAGGUUCCAUCAGAUUUAUUAUGUUUAUAAUAUAAUAUAUUUAAACGAUUUAAUCAAGUUUUUGAGUAAUGAGGAAAACGAACGAGAUUUUUUUACUACAGAGAAUUUUGAGACAUUUUAUCAAAAGGUGAUUUUGGUGAUUAAGGAUAAGAAGAGAUUGAAAGAUGAGAUUAUAAUUGAGACGUUAAAUUUUGAUGAAGAGGAUGGAGAAAACAAAUUGGAGGUGAUGAAUUUAAAUCAAGUUGAGCUAAUCGGAGACGAGUUGUAUAACGAUUAUUUGUUCAAUUUAAAGCAAGGGAGGUAGAAAAUGAAAUAUUUAUUAUAAUUGAAAUUUGAAGAGGUAAAGUGAAGAUUAUAUAUUAAAAUAAAGUUGAAAGUUGAGAAAAUAAUUUUGAGAUUAAAAACAACUGAGAUUUGAAAAUUAAAUAUAAAUUAAAAUAAAAUAAAAUAAGUCGAA
Molecule: messenger RNA, 1828 nt
Organism: Ascoidea rubescens DSM 1968
Lineage: Eukaryota; Fungi; Ascomycota; Saccharomycetes; Ascoideales; Ascoideaceae
Gene: SHQ1
Product: Hsp90 cochaperone SHQ1
Exons: 1
Coding region: 11-1675 (554 amino acids)
Biological process (GO): box H/ACA snoRNP assembly
Cellular component (GO): nucleoplasm; cytoplasm
Source: RefSeq, a predicted model, not a curated record